AUGAGCACGUCGCAGCUGCGCUACCGCCACAUCUCGCAUCCCGUGGUGCGGGACUUGCCGCAUUCGGUAAGGGAGCUAACCUUCCGCUGGCUCGAAAACAGCCGCCGAGAGGUGACGCUCCACAGGAAGGCGGACACGGACACGGACACGGCCGUGUCCGUGUCCGUGUCCCUUAUUGGUGGGGAUGUUGCGUCCGUAUCGUCAGCGGAGGACCGCAGAAGGCUCCAACGGCGGAACAACCGCUGGGCUAUCUUCACGACGGGAGCUGGGCUUUUCUCGGAUGGGUAUGUCAAUAACUCGAUCGGGGUUGCGUCGUCUUGUUUGAAGGAGAUUUAUGGCAAGCAGUACACUGAUUCGCGUGCGAUCUCCAAUGUUUCCUCUAUUGCAUUCGCUGGUACGGUGUUCGGACAGCUUUCGUUUGGGUAUUUUGCAGAUCGUUUUGGACGGAAGAUCUCGAUGCUUGUGGGCACUGCCAUGUUGAUUAUAUUCACGAUACUGACAGCGGGGGCGUGGGGGGUUGGCACGUCUGAUACCAACCCAGGUGGUCUUUUUGAGGUGCUUGCUGUGUAUCGGUUUCUUGUUGGCAUUGCGAUUGGUUCGGAGUACAGCAGCGGGUCUCCCGCGGCGGCGGAGGCGUCUAAUGCUUUGCCUGCGGGACGCAGGAAUCGCUGGUUUUGCUGGUUUACAAAUUUCAUGAUUGACCUGGGGUUUGUGGUCUCUGCGGUGGUUCCCUGGGUUUUGCUCUAUAUAUUUGGCGAGAAGAACUUGACUCCCGUGUGGCGGAUCACCUUGGCUCUGGGAGCCGUGCCGCCGCUGUCGUUGUACUAUAUGCGUACCAAGUUCAAAGAAAGCGAAGGGUUUGAAAAGACACGGUUGCGGAAUAAGAUGCCCUACUGGAGGGUGGUAAAGUUCUACUGGUUCAGGACAUCUGUGAUUUCUUUGCUUUGGUUUAUCUAUGAUUUUUCUGCCUAUGCGUUUGGAACUUACUCGACGUUUAUUUUGGGCGAGGUUCUAGGCAAGGAUGCUCCGUUGAAGUCGAGGUUCGCCUGGAACAUCUUGUUUAAUUUUUUUUAUCUCCCAGGUGCCUUCUUGGGUGCCAUAUUUUCCGAUUAUCUAGGCCCCCGUCUUACCUUCACUCUUGGGAUUGGUGUGCAGUCCUUAGUUGGUUUUGCUAUAGCUGGGUUUUUUGGUUCUUUACGCAAGAACAUCGCCGCCUUCACCAUCGUGUAUGGUGUCUUCAUGACUCUGGGCGAGUUCGGCCCAGGUGAUAACAUUGGCGUGCUUGCAUCCAAGACUACUGCGACUCCUGUACGAGGGCAACUAUAUGGUAUUGCCGCCGCCAUUGGGAAAGUGGGUGCUUUUGUAGGCGCAUACGUGUUCCCUAUAAUUAUCAAAAAGGCUGGAGGUGAAAGCUCCACUCCAGGUCUUCGUGCGCCUUAUCUAAUUACAUCCUCCUUGUUUCUCCUUAGCGCCUUCAUUGCCCUUGUCUUCCUCCCCCCUGUUCACCAGGAAGCUGUGGAUGAAGAAGACAGGUUAUUCGUCGAAUAUUUGCAGAGUACUGGCUACGAGUACGAAACUGAUCCUAAUAUCGGCGAGGCAUACAAUACUACUACCUGCUUUGAUAAUAGCCCAACUACCGAUAGCCCUGGCGUCGAUAGAAAUUCAAAAUCAAGUGCGAAUACCACUGUGCACUUAAAGCAUUAA
Messenger RNA from Eremothecium cymbalariae DBVPG#7215, 1704 nucleotides. RefSeq lists its product as uncharacterized. The record is from RefSeq and is a predicted model, not a curated record. Lineage: Eukaryota; Fungi; Ascomycota; Saccharomycetes; Saccharomycetales; Saccharomycetaceae. Gene Ontology annotation, biological process: transmembrane transport; carboxylic acid transport. Bases 1 to 1704 code for a protein of 567 amino acids. The transcript has a single exon. Gene Ontology annotation, molecular function: carboxylic acid transmembrane transporter activity. Gene Ontology annotation, cellular component: plasma membrane.